Messenger RNA from Miscanthus lutarioriparius, 351 nucleotides. Lineage: Eukaryota; Viridiplantae; Streptophyta; Magnoliopsida; Poales; Poaceae. The record is from the annotation of a GenBank genome assembly.
AUGGCGCAGCGUGCGAUGUGCUUGCUUCGGCGCUCCAUUGGGUUUACAGCGCUGCCAGCACAGAGAGCCCUGAGUACCACUGCCACACCGGCGGCGGAGGGUGCGGUGGUGGCCGAGGCUACGGUGAAGGAGGCGAAGAGGAGGAAGAAGAAGAAUCUGUUCGAUGUGGUGCAGUUCCUGCCAGAGUGGGGCAUCGGAUACAAGGUUGCCAAGACCACCUGGCGCGACGUCUCCUAUCAGAUCACCAAGAUCAACCUGUACAAGGAUGGUCGGCAUGGAAAGGCGUGGGGGUUCGGUACAAAGCAGGUUGGUAUUUUUACCCCCUUCUCUGCAUCCUUUGUUCCUUACUAA